Lactuca saligna is the source of this 900-nucleotide messenger RNA. The record is from the annotation of a GenBank genome assembly. Lineage: Eukaryota; Viridiplantae; Streptophyta; Magnoliopsida; Asterales; Asteraceae.
AUGAUCGAUCGAUCGCUCUCCACAAACCUUCUCUCUCAGCCUCAGGGAUCCUCAUCAGAUAAAAGAUGGGGCUUACAUUCACCAAACUCUUCAGCCGCUGGUAAGACCACCAUUUUGUACAAGCUCAAGCUUGGCGAGAUUGUCACAACAAUCCCUACCAUUGGAUUUAAUGUGGAGACUGUUGAGUACAAAAACAUAAGCUUCACAGUUUGGGAUGUGGGGGGUCAAGACAAGAUUCGUCCACUAUGGAGGCACUAUUUCCAGAACACACAGGGUCUUAUCUUUGUGGUUGAUAGCAAUGACAGGGAUAGAGUUGUUGAGGCAAGAGAUGAGUUGCACAGGAUGUUGAAUGAAGAUGAGCUAAGAGAUGCAGUUCUCCUUGUAUUUGCUAACAAACAAGAUCUGCCAAAUGCAAUGAAUGCUGCUGAAAUCACUGAUAAGCUUGGCCUCCACUCCCUCCGACAACGCCACUGGUACAUCCAGAGCACCUGUGCUACUUCUGGGGAAGGACUUUAUGAGGGUUUGGACUGGCUCUCCAACAACAUUGCUAACAAGGCAUGAUCUGAGGAGGUGAUUGUAUUUUGAGGAGGCAGGCAAGUUUUGCUUUUUGUAUGGUCAGUCACUUUGGUGUUCUCGUUCUUCUGUCUGUGAUGUAGAGGUUCGAGAGGUUAUGAAACAUUAUGUUAAAAAGGCUUUUUUUUUAUUAUUAUUAUUUUAUUUUUGCAUUUAAAUAUAGGACAGUUAUGGAACAUGUAUGAUACGAUGUUUGGUUGGAUUGCUGCAAGUAUUUUAAAGGUAUUAUAUGUCUGUCUGUUUUUUGUCUGGUUUCUAGGUUUUGACUUUUGAGUUUUGAUUAAUCACUUUAAACACAGAUUUAUUAAUGUCAGAUUUAUGUUUGUC